Molecule: messenger RNA, 780 nt
Organism: Rotaria sp. Silwood1
Lineage: Eukaryota; Metazoa; Rotifera; Eurotatoria; Philodinida; Philodinidae
Source: the annotation of a GenBank genome assembly
AUGACUAUUUACAAUGAACGCCAUCGGCAAGGAUUAAAAGCUUUCCAUGUGAUUGCCAAGCCACUGAAGACAAAUACACAUAUCGAAGAUCGCAAGUGGCUAGCAAAUUUUCUUACUGAUUGGACUGAAGAAGAUUUUCUACAUGUUGCACCUUCGGAUGAAUUUUACAUUUAUGUUGUAAGAAAACCAAACCAUCAAAAUGAUCGAAUUUGGGCAAGAAGUAUUGAAGACAUCAGUGAUGAUGAAAGAUACCGAGAGAUGGUUUACAAUGCAACAUGUAUUGGGGUUUUCGUCAUGUUUACUGCAAAAAAACUACUUUGGGUGCUAAAAGAACAUGGACAGUCUUGGGAUGGCGCUUAUUUUCGUGACACUAUCCUUCGACAACAGGUGAUCCCAUUUCUUCGUGAUUCGUCCAAUGUUCUCGAUACGAACGAAGUGAUAUUUCUUCACGACAAGGCACCUUGUAUGAAAGCGAAUGCAACACAACAUCUUUUAGAAGAUGAGAAUGUGAAUUUCUGGGGAAAUUCAAUUUGGCCAGGCAAUAGUCCUGGCAUGAAUCCUGCAGAAAAUAUUGGUGCAAUUAUUAAAGAUAAAGUUGAGGAACUAAUGGCAAAUGAAGAUCGUCGUAGCAGAUACAAUUACGACGCACUGAAAACGAAUUUGGAGAAUACGCUCAAAGAUCUUGAAAAUGAUACAGAUCUUUUUAUUGACUUGUUAUGCUCGAUGCGAAAAAGAUUUGAUGCUCUCAAGGCUGCUGAUGGGGGUCAUACGAAGUUCUGA